This is a messenger RNA of Sitophilus oryzae (rice weevil), 1311 nucleotides long. RefSeq names its product gamma-tubulin complex component 6-like. Lineage: Eukaryota; Metazoa; Arthropoda; Insecta; Coleoptera; Curculionidae. Gene Ontology annotation, molecular function: microtubule minus-end binding; gamma-tubulin binding. The annotation marks the transcript as partial. Gene Ontology annotation, biological process: mitotic cell cycle; spindle assembly; microtubule nucleation. Gene Ontology annotation, cellular component: equatorial microtubule organizing center; gamma-tubulin complex; spindle pole. The record is from RefSeq and is a predicted model, not a curated record. The transcript is spliced from 5 exons.
AUAACACUUUAAAUGAAGCAAAGGUACCGAGUCCAAUAAAAAAAUCAAAAUCUCUACAUUUAAAUUUUGAGAAGAGUAAUUCUAAAGUGGAUUUGGAUAAGCCAGUGCCAAUGUCAGUGGAUUCCACGCCUUUAAGUGAUUUACCUGUGCUUGCCACCCCAUUAAGUGAUUAUCCCAGAAGCGUAACACCCAGUAGCAUGUUUUUGAGCGUUGAAACGAAAAUGGAUAGUUUACCAAAUACAGCUGAUGUUCAAAAGCGUCUUAUACCUUUACUGACUCAGUUGAAGUUAGCGAACAACGAAAUAUUGAAGUAUUUUAUUGAAGAAUUAAAGUACCUAAAACACUUAGAGAGUCUCAGGUCGUAUUUUUUUCUCCAAGAUGGCGAAUUUGGCAGGAACAUUACUGAAAAUCUGUUUGAAAAACUGUAUAAUGCUAAUUUUCCUUUGGAGUUAAUUAAUUGUAGAACUUUGCAGCAUUUAGUUUUCAGCGCAUUGGAUAAUUCCAGUAGAUUUCAAGAGAACUCUAACUAUCUUUCAUUCAAAAUUAAUAGUUUGCCGAAAUGUUUCGAUUUGGGCGAUCCGGACGUUUUAGAUUGCCUGUCGUUGACGUACAAAGUGAAAUGGCCUCUUAACAUUUUGCUGCCGUCUGACACGGUGUCAAAAUACGAUCAAGUUUUUAAAUUUCUGGUAAAACUAAACAGGGUGUCGUGGGUAUUGAAAAAAAUAUUUUUAGAACUGAAAGUACUGGCAAAAGAAACCGGCAAAAAGGAAAUAUAUUUGAUGUCUUCACCUCAGUAUAGAAAGUUACAUCAGUGUCGACACGUUAUGACACAUUUUAUGCAAACCUUUCAGAACUAUAUCGUCGGUGAAGUGCUUCAACCUAGCUGGGAAUUGUUUGAAAGAAGCCUAGAACAUGUAACCAAUCUGGAUGAACUCUAUUCAGCUCACAUUACUUACAUCAAGAACAUAUUAUUUAGGUGUAUGCUUAAUCAAAAGUCAGUGGCUCUCAGGAACAUAAUCCAAAAGAUUUUUAUAGUUAUGAUUAAGUUUUACGACUAUCUCAGAUCCAGACAUUGGGUUUGUGAAGAUGGAUUGUAUGUCCAUCCGAAUUUCAGUAAACUGGAUAAAAUUUUCAAAAACUUUGAAGAUUUUGUUGUAUACUUUUUUAAAGUUGCCCAAAAAGUAACAAAGAGUGGAUACCAGCCUUUUUUAAUUCAAUUUUUAGAUGUUCUUAAUGUUAAUGAUUAUUACUCAAAGAAGUUGCUUAAAAAUACUUAAAUAAUUUACGCGCUUGUUAUUUAUUUUGCUGUUA